Messenger RNA from Notothenia coriiceps (black rockcod), 449 nucleotides. RefSeq names its product calcitonin gene-related peptide type 1 receptor-like. The annotation marks the transcript as partial. Gene Ontology annotation, cellular component: plasma membrane. The transcript has 4 exons. Gene Ontology annotation, molecular function: adrenomedullin receptor activity; calcitonin gene-related peptide receptor activity; calcitonin receptor activity. The record is from RefSeq and is a predicted model, not a curated record. Lineage: Eukaryota; Metazoa; Chordata; Actinopteri; Perciformes; Nototheniidae. Gene Ontology annotation, biological process: angiogenesis; cell surface receptor signaling pathway; adenylate cyclase-activating G protein-coupled receptor signaling pathway.
GAGCAUAUUAUGGUGCUGUAUUACCUUUUACAUCUCUCUACUUACUCUCUCUGUUCUUAGGUUUCCCGAUCAUUCCUGCCGCCACGUACGCUGUGGCUCGCGGUUUCUUCUUCAACGACAAGUGUUGGAUCAGCUCACACACACACCUGCUCUAUAUCAUCCAUGGGCCCAUUCAGGCUGCACUACUAGUCAACUUUUUCUUUCUCCUGAACAUUGUACGUGUUUUAAUCACCAAGUUGAAGGAGACCCACUGUGCUGAGUCCACAGCCUACAUGAAGGCCGUGAGAGCCACGCUCAUCCUCAUCCCUCUGCUGGGAGUCCAGUACAUCCUGUUACCAUGGAGACCCGAGGGACGCAUCAGCCGAGCCAUCUAUGACUUCUUUGUCAAUAUAUUCUGCCACUUCCAGGGAUUCCUGGUGGCAAUUAUAUUCUGUUUCUGCAAUACUGAG